Tribolium castaneum (red flour beetle) is the source of this 2584-nucleotide messenger RNA. RefSeq names its product ribonucleoside-diphosphate reductase large subunit. Gene Ontology annotation, biological process: deoxyribonucleotide biosynthetic process; DNA replication. Bases 127 to 2523 code for a protein of 798 amino acids. The transcript is spliced from 4 exons. The record is from RefSeq and is a predicted model, not a curated record. Gene Ontology annotation, molecular function: ribonucleoside-diphosphate reductase activity, thioredoxin disulfide as acceptor; ATP binding. Lineage: Eukaryota; Metazoa; Arthropoda; Insecta; Coleoptera; Tenebrionidae. Gene Ontology annotation, cellular component: ribonucleoside-diphosphate reductase complex.
GUUGGCACCUCUACUCCAGGUGCUUUUUAGGCGCGAAAGAAUCGCCAGUUGUGUUGUGAAACUUACUGUUUUUUAUUACAACAAAGAUAAUUCAAUCAAUUACGAGUUUAUAAUUAUUAAUUCGCAAUGGUAAACGGCAAGAAUUACGUCUUGAAGAGAGACGGUAGAAAGGAAGAAGUUCACUUCGAUAAAAUCACCUCCCGGAUUCAGAAACUAUGUUAUCGUUUAAAUAUGGAUAUUGUCGACCCUGUGUCAAUUACACUAAAAGUAAUUGGUGGGUUAUAUCCAGGAGUUACCACAGUGGAGUUGGACACUUUGGCUGCAGAAACAGCAAUUGUUAUGGGGGCUGACCACCCUGAUUACGCCACUCUUGCAGCAAGGAUUGCAGUUUCUAAUUUACAAAAACAGACCAAAAAACACUUCUCAGAUGUAAUAAGCGACCUUUACCACGCUGUCGAUCCGCAAACAGGCGAAAAAACCCCAUUAAUCUCCGAUCAGCAUUACGAAAUAAUCAUGAAAAACGCCUCUCGUUUAAAUUCGUGCAUUGUUUACGACCGGGAUUUCUCCUACAAUUACUUCGCCUUCAAACUACUCGAACGUUCCUACUUAUUUAAAAUAAACGGAAAGACAGUAGAGCGCCCCCAGCACAUGCUAAUGCGUGUGGCUGUCGGCAUCCACGGCGAAGACAUCGACUCAGCCAUCGAAACGUACAAUUACAUGUCCGAGGGAUAUUUCAUUCACUCAAGCGCCACACUCUUAACAGCCGGCACACCUUACCCUUACCUACCCUCAACUUACUCCAUCGCAAUGCCCGACGAUAGUCUCGAAGGCAUUUACGAAUGCAUCUCCAAUUGCAUCAAAAUUUCAAACACCACCGGACGCAUCUCCGUCCACAUCCAAAAUAUCCGAGCCAAAGGAACGGAAAUCGCCGGCACGAACGGCGUCUCCAACGGUUUGGUGCCAAUGUUGCGUGUUUUCAACAACUCGGCUUGGUUGAACCGCCAAAGCGAGAAUCAACCCUCAAACCAAGCGAUUUUUCUCGAACCGUGGCAUGCCGACAUCCUUGAUUUUCUAAAUUUGAAACGAACGACAGGGAAAGAUGAGUACCGGGCACGUGACUUACAAUACGCACUGUGGGUGCCUGAUUUGUUCAUGCACCGGGUGAAAAACGACGAGAAAUGGUCCCUGAUGUGUCCACACCAAGCGCAAGGUCUCCCCAAUUGUUGGGGCCAAGAGUUUGAAAAACUGUACGAAAAGUAUGAGAGUGAGGGGCGGUUUGUUAAACAAAUCCCGGCACGGGACGUCUGGCGCGCGAUCUGCGUCUCACAGAUGGAAACAGGCUCGCCCUAUAUUUUGUACAAGGAUGCUUGCAAUAAAAAAAGCAACCAGCAAAAUUUAGGGACGAUCAAAAGUAGCAGUUUGAGCACCGAAUCAAUUCAAUACAGCUCUUCUGACGAAAUUGCCGCUUGUAUUACGGCCUCAGUUGCACUAAACAUGUUCGUGAAUCCGGAACGGAACGGUUACGAUUUCGAAAAGUUGAAACAAGUGGUCAAGACCUUAACCAAAAAUCUCAACAAGGCGAUAGACGUAAGUGCGUACCCGAGCCCUGAGGCUCGAACGUCGAAUUUGAGACACCGACCGAUCGGAAUAGGGGUGCAAGGUUUGGCCGAUACUUUCAUUCUCCUGCGUAUGCCGUUUGAGAGCCCGGAGGCUCGUUCACUCAAUGUGCAAAUUUUCGAAACUUUGUAUUAUGCCGCCUUGGAAGCAAGUUCCGAAAUUGCCGAAAGAGAUGGGCCGUACUCGACCUACGACGGCUCGCCCUUGAGCCAGGGGCGCCUACAGUACGACAUGUGGGGUGUGGAACCCACCAAACUGUGGGAUUGGGUUGCCCUUAAGCAAAGAAUAGCAAAACACGGGGUUCGAAACUCGUUACUUGUGGCCUUAAUACCGACAAUUUCCACGGCCCAAAUUUUGGGCAAUAACCAAUCCAUCGAACCGUACUUGUCCAAUGUGCAAGUCAGGCGCGUGAAUUCGAGCGAAUUUCGCGAUGUUAACCAACACCUUUUGAAAGAUUUGACCGAGAGGGGUCUCUGGACCAGCGAUUUGAAACAAGAAGUUAUUGAGAGAAAUGGUUCAGUUCAAAAUAUUGCCGGGAUCCCGGACGAUUUGAAAUGUAUCUAUAAAACAGUCUGGGAGAUUCCGCAAAAAAUCGUUAUUGAAAUGGCAGCCGAUCGGGGGGCGUUUAUUGACCAAAGCCAAGCGAUGAAUGUUCAUAUUGGGGCUCCAAGUUACGCGGUUAUGUCGUCGAUGCAUUUCUAUGGUUGGCAGAAAGGUCUCAAAACUGGGAUGUAUAAUUUGAGAACGAAUCCAGUGAGUGUUGUGCAAAAUGGAAACAGGAGCAAAGUAAGUGUGGUGCAGGAAAAUGGAGAGAAAAGUGAUGAUAUGAAGAAGUCGCCAGAGGAGGAUGCGGCACUUCAGUGCUCGUUGCAAAAUCCCGGAGCUUGUGAAAUGUGCAGUGCCUAAUUUUUUUGUUCUUCAAAAACUGUUUUUGUAUUUCUAUCAAUAAAUGAGUUUGUUCUUUCAA